AAACUGAGGAUAUCUAUAAAGAUCAAGCAAAAAAACCAAACAUUUUCAAUCUUAACUAUUCAGAUGACUUAUUUCUAAUAAAAAACAAGACAAAAGGCAUACCUAUAGAAGAAACAGUGUAUUUAAAGCCAAAGAUAUACUUAGUCCUUCCAGUUGAAUAUAAUCCAAUGACUUCCAAAGACUCAGAUUCAGAAGAUCCUAAAAAGAAACUUGGCAUUCAGAAGGCAAAAGAAGUUAAGAAAUAUGUAGUCAAAAAAGAACUUCAAUAUGACAAAUUUUUAGAAUGA
Messenger RNA from Cetraspora pellucida, 287 nucleotides. NCBI's taxonomy places the organism in Eukaryota, Fungi, Glomeromycota, Glomeromycetes, Diversisporales, Gigasporaceae. The record is from the annotation of a GenBank genome assembly.